Molecule: messenger RNA, 1800 nt
Organism: Populus trichocarpa (black cottonwood)
Lineage: Eukaryota; Viridiplantae; Streptophyta; Magnoliopsida; Malpighiales; Salicaceae
Product: probable BOI-related E3 ubiquitin-protein ligase 2
Exons: 2
Coding region: 562-1386 (274 amino acids)
Molecular function (GO): ubiquitin-protein transferase activity
Source: RefSeq, a predicted model, not a curated record
AUGUCUCCCCAGAAAAAGAAAAAAGGUGGCAAGGAUUUACACUCCCAAAAGGCAAAUAAAGAAUCCUAUUCUUCAGGCCUUCCAAAUGAUCAAACUGACAAUUCUCUCUGAUCCUCCUCCCCACACCCCCUUUUUUUCUUCUUUAAAUUUAUUCAAAGCCGAAGAAACACCCCUCUGAAAUCUCUGACCCGAUAGUUUAGUCACAGAAUCUGCAUGCGUACGUCGUUUAACAAAAAUAAUAUAUCUGUAUGCGUAUAAGAGUAGAGGUAGAGCUUAUAUAAAAAGGAAAAAUUAGUAUCCUAGACAGUCUCUUUCCCCUUUUUCUUCAAAGUCAUAGCGGCUGCUUUUAUCACAUCUCUCUAUUAUUAUCACACAUCACCUCCUAUAUAUAUUCAACCCCUCCACUUAUUUUUCUGUCCCUUAUUGUCACGUAUCAGAGAUCAGGAAGAAAUUCGAGUCCUGGCUUUCAGGAAUCCAGUUUUAUUUCAAGAACUCUAUACCAUUUGGUUUCUGGGAUCUGAUAAGGAUCAAGAUUGGUUUUUUUUUUUGGUUACUUAAAGAAUGGCAAUAGAAGCACAGUUUCCAUUUUGUGGAGGGUCACAACAGGAUUGGAUGGAUUAUGGCUGUGGAGGUUUAAAUCAGCACUUCAAUGUUCAGCAACAAAAACAGCAGCAGCUGCAGCAAUGUAACAUGCAUCAGCUACAGAGUUACCAGCUUCAAAGGAAUCAAGAUCUUUUCUCUGAUAACACUCUUGUUUCUGCUUCGAAAAAUAACUGCAACACCAGUAAUCUUUCAAUGGGUACCUUGGCCUCCUACGAUGAGAAGCAAAGACAAGAGAUUGAUCACUAUAUCAGACUGCAGAAUGAGAGAUUGAGAUUGGUGUUACAAGAGCAAAAAAGGCAGCAGCUUGGAUUGUUGUUAAAGAAACUAGAAUCAAAGGCCCUGCCUAUAUUGAAACAGAAGGAUGAAGAAAUAGCACAGGCAGCUAAAAGAACAGUGGAGCUUGGAGAGUUCUUGAAGAAACUAGAGUUUGAGAAUCAAACAUGGCAAAGAAUGGCUCAAGAAAACGAAGCCAUGGUUGUUUCUCUCAACAACACAAUUGAACAGCUAAGAGAAAAUUCAUCUGGUUGCUUUAACAAUGGUGCAGAGGAUUCAGAGUCCUGCUGCGAUGUUAGUAGCGGAGCAGAGGAGGGGUUGCUUGAUGCCGCUGAUGACACAGCGAGAAAGAUGGUGAUGGUAUGCAAGGGAUGUAAUUCUAGGAAUUCGUGCAUUUUGUUCCUUCCUUGCAGGCACCUUUGCUCAUGUAAAGCUUGUGAGGCUUUUCUUGAUUCUUGUCCGGUGUGUCAAACACCAAAGAAGGCCAGUAUCGAGGCUUUAAUGGUUUAGAUUUUCAAAAAAUUCCGGGAAAAGUGAAAGGUAAAUAGAAAAGGAACGGGAAAGAAAAUCAAGAACCCAAUUCAAUGCAUUGGAUAGAAGCAAGGAUCGAUGUGUAGUGACUAGGGGCUAGGGCUAUUAGAUAUCUUUUUCUUCCCUUUAUCUUUUCUUUUUUUCUCUUUUGCCUUUUUAGGGUCUCAUGUGUUCAUAAUUGUACUUCAAACCAGUAGCAAGAAAUCAAUCAGACAUAUUGGACAGAAUUACGGGACAAGAUGAGGGCAUCUCAUGCUGUCUUCUGAUGCAUUUUCUUGCCAAUUGUGUGGGCAUUGGCAGUGACAAGAAAAGAUUGAAAGCAAUGUCAGAUUCGCACCAAGCUCUCAAUCUGCGUUUACACCUCAUCUGUGAAAUGAAAAGUAGCUUGAUUAA